Messenger RNA from Tupaia belangeri chinensis (Chinese tree shrew), 1982 nucleotides. It is a transcript of the gene NEK2, whose product is annotated as NIMA related kinase 2. The coding region runs from base 67 to 1275 and encodes 402 amino acids. Gene Ontology annotation, molecular function: protein kinase activity; ATP binding. Lineage: Eukaryota; Metazoa; Chordata; Mammalia; Scandentia; Tupaiidae. The record is from RefSeq and is a predicted model, not a curated record. Gene Ontology annotation, biological process: protein phosphorylation. The transcript has 8 exons.
UGCCAGAAGAUCCGCAGGAAGAGCGACGGCAAGGUAUUAGUUUGGAAAGAACUUGACUAUGGAUCCAUGACAGAAGCAGAGAAACAGAUGCUUGUUUCUGAAGUGAAUUUGCUUCGUGAAUUGAAACAUCCAAACAUCGUCCGAUACUAUGAUCGAAUUAUUGACCGAACCAACACAACCCUGUACAUUGUAAUGGAAUAUUGCGAAGGAGGGGACCUGGCUAGUGUAAUUACAAAGGGAACCAAGGAAAGACAAUACUUGGAGGAAGAGUUCGUUCUUCGCGUGAUGACUCAGUUGACUCUGGCCCUGAAGGAAUGUCACAGACGAAGUGAUGGUGGUCAUACCGUGCUUCAUCGGGAUCUGAAACCAGCCAACGUCUUCCUGGAUGGCAAGCAAAAUGUCAAGCUCGGAGACUUCGGGCUAGCUAGAAUACUGAACCAUGAUACGAGUUUUGCAAAAACAUUCGUUGGCACACCUUAUUAUAUGUCUCCAGAGCAAAUGAAUCGCAUGUCUUACAAUGAGAAAUCGGACAUCUGGUCCCUGGGUUGUUUGCUGUAUGAAUUGUGUGCGUUAAUGCCUCCGUUUACAGCUUUCAACCAGAAAGAACUAGCUGGAAAGAUCAGAGAAGGCAAAUUCAGGCGAAUUCCAUACCGUUACUCUGAUGAAUUGAAUGAUAUUAUCACGAGGAUGUUAAAUCUGAAGGAUUAUCAUCGACCUUCUGUGGAAGAAAUUCUCGAGAGCCCUUUGAUAGCAGGCUUAGUUGAAGAAGAGCAAAGAAGAAACCUUGAGAGAAGAGGGCGACGAUUGGGAGAGCCAGAAAAGUUGCAGGAGUCUGGUCCUGUUCCGAGUGAGCUGAAACUAAAGGAAAUGCAGCUACAGGAGCGGGAGCGAGCCCUCAAAGCCAGAGAAGAAAGAUUGGAGCAGAAGGAACGGGAGCUUUGUGUGCGUGAGAGACUAGCCGAAGACAAACUGGCUAGAGCAGAAAGUCUGUUGAAGAAUUACAGCUUGCUGAAGGAACAGAAGUUCCUGUCGCUGGCGAGUCACCCAGAACUUCUUGAUCUUCCAUCCUCAAUAAGUAAGAAGAAAGUUCAUUUCAGCGGGGAAAGUAAGGAGAACGUCAUGAGGAGCGAGAAUUCCGAGAGUCAGCUCCCCUCCAAGUCCAAGUGCAAGGACCUGAAGAAACGCCUUCACGCUGCUCAGCUGCGGGCCCAAGCGCUGUCCGACAUUGAAAAAAAUUACCAGCUGAAGAGCAGACAGAUCCUGGGCAUGCGUUAGCCCUGCGGGAGCCCCGCAGUGGUGUCCGGUAUUUGGUAAUGGCCACCCUUGGAAGAUGGAUAUUUCAGCACUGUAGUUCUCUUGAUAGCCUUGGUUCUGUGAGCCUUCCUCUGGCGCAGUAAGCGUGAUGCUUCGGAAUUGCUUCGCUGUUCUUAAAACUUCUCAAUGACUGUACGAAAUGACUGUGCAAAAUAUCUGCACCUUUCCUUUUUCUUCUUUUAAGAACACUUGAUAGAAAGGAUGAUACUUUGGCUGGUUGGGUUUUUAAUCCUGUGUGUGACUGCUACCAGGAACAUACGAGGUGACAUUCCAAAUUUUGGGGGGAAAAAUAAUGUUAGGAAAAAAUAUUUAUCCAGGAGGGGUAGUUGUUGAGAAGUUUCCAGUGACUGAGGAGUGUGCUGACGAUCGUCAUGUCUGGGUGUAAAAUUUAAGCCCGAUAGUACUUGAGAAGUUUUAAAUGAUUGGGUGGUGUGCUGCCGAUUGUGAUGUCUGGGUGUAAAAUUUAAGUCUGAGGUUUUAAGUGUUCCUAAGCUUAGGAAACCUGACUGAGUGCAAGUCGUUCUCUGACUCGGUGACUCUUACUCAUAGACGUCCCAUUGCUCUGGAACGGAAUCUGUUACCUUUGUGAAUAUUCAUCACUGUGAUGUCUAUAUUUUUUUCCUUUUUCUUCUAUUCAAUAGUAACCGACUGGAUGUCAUCUACGCAUC